Molecule: messenger RNA, 1878 nt
Organism: Trichoderma virens Gv29-8
Lineage: Eukaryota; Fungi; Ascomycota; Sordariomycetes; Hypocreales; Hypocreaceae
Product: glycosyltransferase family 22 protein
Exons: 4
Coding region: 1-1878 (625 amino acids)
Biological process (GO): protein N-linked glycosylation
Cellular component (GO): endoplasmic reticulum membrane
Molecular function (GO): alpha-1,2-mannosyltransferase activity
Source: RefSeq, a predicted model, not a curated record
AUGGCGCCCAAAACCACUUCCAAGGUGGCUUCAAAGCCCGAGCGCAAGAAGGCCACUCCCGCGCCUUACGAGCAUCCCGAUGCCAGCCAUGCAAAGAAGAAGCGGCCGAGCGCAUAUGGCAUUAAGCCCAUAUCGGCCUUUUACCUCUUUUUCAGCGCCAGCAUGAUUGCGGCCCUGUUUGCGCCCAUCCAGGAUUGUGACGAGACGUUCAAUUACUGGGAGCCGGCGCAUUAUCUCUCACAUGGCUACGGCCUGCAGACCUGGGAGUAUUCACCAGACUAUGCUAUCCGAAGCUGGCUUUACAUAGCCCUUCAUGCCAUUGUGGGCAAUGUGCGCAGAAUACUGCCCCAAUCCACCAAGGUGUCCGAAUUUUACUUCAUUCGCUACGGCCUGGCGCUCCUUUGUGCCAUUUGCCAGACUGUCCUGUUUCAGGGAAUCAGUCUGGCUGUCAAUGCUAGGGUCGGCGUCCUCUUCCUUGUCGCCACCAUUCUCAGCCCAGGAAACUUUCACGCGAGUGCGGCUUUCUUGCCCUCCAGCUUUGCCAUGUACAUGGGGAUGCUUGGCGCUGCAUCGUUCAUGAACUGGCGGGGUGGUCUGAAGACCUGGCAAGGCAUAACUUGGUUCGCCGUCGCUGGUAUUCUUGGCUGGCCCUUUGCCGCCGCCCUCUGUGCGCCGUACAUCCUUGAAGAGCUCAUUCUGGUCACGUUCAGUGACAGAACCUCUCUUAUCGAUGCGGUGAUUCGAUUUGGCCGUGGCGUCAUUGCUAGUCUUCUGGUUUUGUUCCUCGACUAUGCUAUCAACCUGUUCUUUUACAAGAAAUCGGUGGUUGUCUCAUGGAAUAUUGUCAAAUACAACAUCUUUUCCAAAACCGGCGGCCCUGAUCUCUAUGGAACUGAGCCAUGGACUUUCUAUUUCAAGAAUCUCGCGUUGAAUUUCAACGUUUGGUUCGUUCUCGCCCUUUUGGUAUUACCACUCUUCAUCCUGCAGAAAAUCUUCUCCAGGUCUUCGCAAAAUUUCUCCAGCGGGAUGCGUACUGUUGUUUUCGUCAUGCCCUUUUACAUGUGGCUAGGAAUCUUCACCGCACAGCCACACAAGGAAGAGAGGUUCAUGUACCCGGCCUACCCUUUCCUAGCCCUCAAUGCCGCCAUAUCGGUGCACAUCAUCUUAUAUACUCUUGGAUCCUCAAACGCUGCGACAUUGAUCGGAAAGAUCUCGGGCCGUCUCAAGCUGCUCGUUGUCGGCCUCGUCUUCCUCCUCUCUAUCAACAUCGGCGUUUCACGCAUAUACGGCAUCUACAAUGCGUAUUCGGCCCCUCUCAAAAUCUAUUCUCCGCUUUGGGGAGAUGGAUCAGGAAAUACAUUUGGAGCCGAAGAGGACAAUGUCUGUUUCGGAAAGGAAUGGUACCGCUUCCCAACAUCCUACUUCCUGCCGCGUAAUAUGCAUGCCAAGUUCCUGCGUUCCGAUUUCCGUGGCCUGUUGCCUGGCGAGUUUUCUGAAGCCGGGACUGGCUUUGGCUUCUGGAGCGGCACCUGGCUGCCAACAAAGGGUCUGAAUGACCGUAACCAAGAAGAUUUGGGCAAGUACAUCGAGCCUCGAAUGUGCUCGUUUUUGGUGGACACCCAAUAUCCCCUCAGAAAGAAGUCGGUUUCGCGCAGGGAACCGGAUUACAUUGCAGACAAGAACCACUGGGAGGUCGUCAAGUGCGUUGAGUUUCUCGACGCCGCCAACACGCACCUCUUGGCACGGACGUUGUGGAUUCCUGAAAUCGACGCCGUCCCCGAAAAGUACAGGCGUAAGUGGGGACGACAUUGCCUUCUCCAGCGCAAGAAGAGAUCCGCCAGCAUGUGGAUGUCUCCCGGCCAGAUGAUGAUGGGCUGA